AUGCACAAUUUACAAACAACGUUAAUUAAUUUACCUGUAACACAAGUAACAGUGCCUCAACAACCGUUGUUAAUUAAUCAAAAUGACUUAAUAAUACAAGAAUCAAUUAAUGUUGUACCUGCAGUGAUACAUUGUAAUAACAAUAACAAUAGUGUAUUAAAUACAUCAAUUAUCAGUGAAAAUAGUUUACGAUCGCCUUUGUGUAUCGAUGAUAAUAUACCAUUUAAUAGACCAAUUGUACGUGGUCGUUUAACUGAUGGUCUUAGCGAUUUACCAUGCCAACGUAUACGACCAUGGAAAUAUAAAAAUUGUUUUGGUUAUUAUGACGGUGAAACGCAUACAUCAUGUCAAUUUGUUAAUGUGGUAGAUGUUGAAGAUUUUAUGAAUAAUGAAAAACGCAAAGAAAAAUCACGGGAUGCCGCAAGAUGCCGUCGUUCACGUGAAACUGAAAUAUUUUCCGAACUUGCAAAUGCCUUACCAUUAUCAAAAGAAGCCGUUUCACAGUUGGAUAAAGCAUCUGUUAUGCGACUUGCUAUAUCCUACUUGAAAAUUCGAGAUUUAGUCAAAAUUUUACCGAAAAUUGAACCGCCAAAAGAAUUAUCAGAAGCAGAUGAUGAAUCAGUGUUUUUAAAAGCAUUAGACGGAUUCAUGAUUGUUAUAUCAGAUGAAGGAGACAUUGUGUACCUAUCAGAAAAUGUUAGUGAAUUUCUCGGCAUAUCACAGGUGGAUCUCAUGGGACAAAAUAUAUAUGAGUAUAGCCAUGCAUGUGAUCAUGACGAGGUUCGAAGUAUAUUAACAACAAAAGGCAAUAACGAACAACAAACUGUAAUACAAACAAGAUCAUUUUUCUUACGAUUAAAAUGUACGAUUACAAGUAAAGGACGCAAUGUUAAUUUAAAAUCUGCUACAUACAAGGUAAUUCAUUUUACUGGCCAUAUACUAUCAUUAGAAACAGAAAUUAAGAAACCAACAAAAGAUGAAGAUAAUGAACAAAAUAACAAUAAAAAUAGCAACAAUAGUAACAACAAUCAACAAAAAUGUUUGAUAGCAAUUGGACAACCAAUACCUCAUCCAUCAAAUAUUGAAGUACCAUUAGAUAAAAAGACCUUUCUUAGUAAACACAGCUUAGAUAUGAAAUUUACAUAUGCUGAUGAAAUAAUGUUAGACGUUCUCGGAUUUGAUCCAGAUGAUUUGGUUGGCAAAUCUGUCUACGAUUAUCAUCAUGCAUUAGAUAAUGAUGUAAUUAGCUCAAGUUUCAAAAGUUUGUUUUCCAAAGGACAAUGUGAAACAUCGCGCUACCGAUUCCUGGCAAAAUGUGGCGGUUACGUGUGGGUCGUAAGUCAAGCAACUGUCCUGCAUGAUAAGUCUCAUAAACCGCAAAGUGUUGUUUGUGUACAUUAUGUGAUAAGUGGAAUUGAAUGUAAAGAAGAAAUAUACUCAAUAUCACAGCAGUUAGCGGUUACGUCACAAAAACAACAACAAAUUGAGAGUAAAGUUGAUAUUAAAGAGAUUGAUUUAGCGAAACCACCAACAACUGUAAUUGCAUUAGAAAAAGAACUUAAAGAAAAAAUUGACAUUAAAGACAAUAUUCAUAUUAAAACUGAUCAAGAUUCUCAAGAGAAGAAAAUUGAUUAUUCAAGACCACGUUGUACAACUCAAAGUUUGUUUGUACAACCGGAGCGUCCACAAACAGCUACAUCAAAAAUAUUUGCACCUAGAACCAGCGAUAUGAAUAAAGGAUUUUUAAUGUUCUCAGAAGAGGAAGGUAUUACCAUUCUCAAAGACGAUCCAGACGAUUUAACGCAUUUAGCUCCAACGGCUGGAGAUGUAUGCGUACCAUUACCCGAAUUUUUGACAACAGAAAUGUUUGAUGACAUAUUAAGUGAUACUUACUGCCCUUUGACACUCACGGAUGACUUAGGAUCAUUGGAUUCAUCACAAUCAAGUAACAAAACAUCAAGCACAAGUGGUAUUUCAGAUCCGUUUAUGGUUUAUCGAGAUGACUUCGAUUUUUGUAAAUCGGAAUUGAGUACAUCACCACAAUUACUUUCUCCAAAUUUAUCAAAGAGUCCUGGCGAUAGUCUACCAUCACUGUGUAGUCCUGGAAAUUCAUUAAGUGAAGAUGAUCACAUAAGCUCAUUUGUAACAUUACAAAUGGAAUCCGAAGAAGAAAAUGAAUUUAUUAGUAAAGCGCCCUAUAUAUCAAUGAAUGUUGGUGAUGAUUUGCCACUAUUAAAUAUGUCAGAGGAUUUGAUGUGGGGUGCAUUACCUCCAGACGAUAAAAUAUUAACACAAAAAACAUUAAAUAUGACAAAUACAACGUUAAAUUCAAGUCUAGCGCAAUUAUUAUGUCAAAAAACUUCAACAAAUCAACGUUCAUCAACCACGUAUAAAACGCAUGACCAUGGAGGAGGGUUAAUCAAUAUGUCAGAGUUGUUACUUAAAUAUGGAGGCGAUACAAGAGAUACAGCAGAUCAUUGGACAUUACAAGAAAAUAAUCCAUUAAUUGAGAUAAAUAAAUCGCCUCCGGAAAUACCUAUAUCAAAUAUAAAGCAAACAAAAACAACAAGCAUACAUACGGAUCGUGCUCCAAAGCGUAGUAAUGCAAACAAUAACAAUCAAUAUGGUACAAUGUCAAAACGAUGUCGAAGUAAUCAUGAACCGAAAGAGAAACUGUCUAGUGAAUUGUUAAAUCAAUUAAUGUCGAAUACGCCAACUCGAUCAGCGUCACAAACUAAACAAAAGAAUAAUGAAUGGCCAAAUUCUAGAACAGAUCAGCCGCCAAGCGAUAGUGUUCUUAUGAAUUUAUUGGGUAAUGGAAAGUAUUCUGGAAAAGAUUCAAAACCAAUUGAUAUAAACGAUUCUUCAAAUCAAUCUAUGGAUGAUGAUAGCGUAAAUAAUGAGGAUGAUAAUAGCCUCAACAAUGUUGUUGAAGAUAAUCAACGUUUGCCAAAUAUAGCCGUGCUACUUGGAAAUCGUACAUCAACAAUUGAUAAUGAAGAAUGUCAAAAACAACGUCAUGAGUUGAUACGUAAAAAUUCAUUUUCCUUGUUAGAUCCUGAAGGGCGAACUAUACCAUCGUUAAUGGAUCUUAGUCAGCAGGAUUAUGAUGUGAAUGCACCCGUCAAUAAUACCAUAUUGUUACAAGGAUAUGAGUUGUUGAAUGCAUUAGAAUAUUCUGAUCCAAUGAUGUGUUAAUAUUAUUAUAUUAUUCUGUAGGUUUAUUCUUUUUAAUUGCACUAGUUCAGUCGAUAAAUUGACACGAUGCCGUCAAUUCAAAUAUUCACAAUAGAACACAGGUAUAUGGACUGCUCUUUAUACAUGACCUGGGUACACACUGUGGAGUAUGAAAUAAUAUUCUAUUUCUAUUAUCCAUGGUACUUAUCAGCCAGAGAUUUCUAGCUAGAGGAAGUUACUUUACACCGUGUACAAACUUAAGGCGAUAUAAAUAACUUAUACAGCAAAAUAACAC
Molecule: messenger RNA, 3472 nt
Organism: Chrysoperla carnea
Lineage: Eukaryota; Metazoa; Arthropoda; Insecta; Neuroptera; Chrysopidae
Gene: sima
Product: hypoxia-inducible factor 1-alpha
Exons: 12
Coding region: 1-3198 (1065 amino acids)
Biological process (GO): regulation of transcription by RNA polymerase II; cellular response to hypoxia
Cellular component (GO): cytoplasm; transcription regulator complex; nucleus
Molecular function (GO): protein dimerization activity; DNA-binding transcription factor activity, RNA polymerase II-specific; RNA polymerase II transcription regulatory region sequence-specific DNA binding
Source: RefSeq, a predicted model, not a curated record